AUGGGCAACGAUGGGCAACGAUGGGCAACGAUGGGCAACGAUGGGCAACGAUGGGCAACGAUGGGCAACGAUGGGCAACGAUGGGCAACGAUGGGCAACGAUGGGCAACGAUGGGCAACGAUGGGCAACGAUGGGCAACGAUGGGCAACGAUGGGCAACGAUGGGCAACGAUGGGCAACGAUGGGCAACGAUGGGCAACGAUGGGCAACGAUGGGCAACGAUGGGCAACGAUGGGCAACGAUGGGCAACGAUGGGCAACGAUGGGCAACGAUGGGCAACGAUGGGCAACGAUGGGCAACGAUGGGCAACGAUGGGCAACGAUGGGCAACGAUGGGCAACGAUGGGCAACGAUGGGCAACGAUGGGCAACGAUGGGCAACGAUGGGCAACGAUGGGCAACGAUGGGCAACGAUGGGCAACGAUGGGCAACGAUGGGCAACGAUGGGCAACGAUGGGCAACGAUGGGCAACGAUGGGCAACGGGCAACGACGAUGGGCAACGAUGGGCAACGAUGGGCAACGAUGGGCAACGAUAA
Molecule: messenger RNA, 534 nt
Organism: Endocarpon pusillum Z07020
Lineage: Eukaryota; Fungi; Ascomycota; Eurotiomycetes; Verrucariales; Verrucariaceae
Exons: 1
Coding region: 1-534 (177 amino acids)
Source: RefSeq, a predicted model, not a curated record